UAUUUUUCCAAGUUUUUAUUUAUAAGCUAAAAUACCUACGAAUAAAAUAUAUAGUUGAAAAAAUAAAUAAAUAAAUAAAUAAUAAUACUGUGUAUUUUAUCAUAUAUCCCGGAUAGCGACAACAGCUAAAUAUAUACGACGACAAAAAAGAAAAAAGAAUAAAAAAAAGCCAUUUUAACACAUAAUGUCUAAUUCUGGAUCGACUGGAUCAAUUACAGAUUCAACUGGAUUCAGUAUGUUGGGUGAUGCUUUACAAAUACCAAAUUAUCAUUUUAAAGCUGCCCCGAUACCGAGUUUAGCCCAUGGUGAAAGUGUGGAUAUUGUUUUUGGCUAUAGAAUAUCAAAUAAAAAACCAGUGGUGGCUAAAAUGUCUCCUAAUUCAUUAAGACUUGAAAGAGAAUAUUAUAUCAUAAAAAGAUUAUAUCAACUGAGUGAUGGAUCAUCUUUUUUAGUUCGACCUUUAGAAUAUAUUCAUUUACCAAGUGGAUUAACUAUAGUUAUUUACGCUGAUGAAGGACAGAACUAUUUAGAAUAUAGUAAACGGCAAUCCGAUGAAUCAAAUAAUUCAAUUACAUCUAGAGCAACAGCUUAUUCAGAUAGAAGCUCAGUUAGCGAUCAUUCAAUAGAGAAACGCUAUCGUUCGUUUCAUUAUGAUAGUAGCAAUAUAUUUAUGGAUUAUAGCAGUAAUUUUAAUAGUAAUAAUAUCAGUCAUUAUUAUCAACCUUUACCUUCUGCAGGUUUACCAAAUAAUGGUCCUAUUUACGAUCUCAGUACAUUUCUCCGUUUUGCUAUCAAGUGUACAGAUUGUUUGGAAUUUAUUCAUCGAAAUAAUGUUGUGCAUGGGGAGAUUAGAUUAUCUGCAUUUCAAUGGACUGGUGAAGACUCAGCAAGAGUGAAAAUGUGGAAUUUUGGUUCUGGAACAAAAUCUCUUGAGACUUAUCUUACAAGUGAAGGUUGGAGAAAGACUGCAAAUAAUAAGGAAUCUAUGGAAAUGUUACAGAAUCUAUUGGUUUAUGUAAGUCCAGAACAAACCGGUAGAACAACCUAUGUCCCAGACCAUCGUUCAGAUAUUUAUUCAUUGGGUAUCGUUUUUUUUGUAUUAUUAACUGGAAAAAAUCCAUUUGAUGGUGGCCCAUUAGAAAUAUUGAACAGUAUCUUGAGUAAAAAAAUACCGCUUAUUCAUGAGAUCCAACUAGAAGUGCCUGAAGUAGUUGCUAGAAUUGUUGAAAAAAUGACAAAUAAGUCACCAGAUGAAAGAUAUAAUAGCGCUUAUGGUAUUAGAGCUGAUUUAAAAGAAUGUCUAAAACGUUUAAAGUUUGCUUCUGAAACUAGUUAUGAAGUCAUUGAAUCCUUUCCUUUAGCAGAAAAAGAUGUUGCUUCAGUUUUUACAUUACCUAAAGCGAUUUAUGGACGUCAGGGAACUAUUGUUGAGAUGAAUUAUAUUAUACAACGUGUAGCUGGUGUAUACAAAACAAUGAAAAAUCGUAAAGACAAAUCAUAUUCUACAGGCUCUACAUUACCUACAAUCACAAGUGGAGGUGAUUUUCAUAUAAGUAAUGCAAGUGUAAGUGAUAAUACUAGUGACCAUUUAUCAGGUAAUGAAGGUAGUGUAACUAACGGAGCCAUCAAUACUGGUACAAAAUCAAAUACCUCCCCAAGCUAUUGUAGUGGAUUUGAUGGAAGUGAUAUAUCUAGUGGGAAUGGUAGAGUACAAAGUAUAAAACAGGGUGUUGAAAUUGUUUGUAUUUCUGGCCCUGGUGGUGUAGGUAAAUCUACUUUAUUUAAUGCCGUUCAAAAUGUAGCUAGGCAGCAUGGUUAUGUUGCAUCAACAAAAUUUGAUUCACGACAUAAAGUACCUUAUAGCUGUAUACUAAAAUCUCUUUCUCAAAUUUUGCAGCAAGUUUUAUCCGAGUCUGAGGAAGAAAUUCAUGCAUUUUAUAACCAUCUUAAAACACACCUAGGUUCCCAAUUUUGUAAAAUCGAACUUUUAGCCGAUCUAGUACCUGAAUUAAAGCCAUUGUUAGACCCAGUUGAUAGUGAGGAUUCAGAAGAACCUAUUGAUCAAAUUCAUUUGGAUAAUGUUGAAACUCGUGUUCGUUUUCAUAAUUUAUUUGUUGAAGUAUUUCGAGCUUUAACUCAAUGGCGUAUGGUGACUUUGUUUUUGGAUGACCUUCAUUUAGCAGACGAGCCAUCAUUGGAAUUAAUUGAAAGUAUGAUUGGUUCUCGUUUAAAGCUUUUACUUUUUAUUGCCUUUAGAGAUCAAGAAGCUACUCCACAACUAGAAAAACUUCUUACAAAUGAAUAUGCUGUAUUUCAUAAUCUUCCAAUUGAUGCACUUGAUUUUGAUUCGUUAGUUGACUAUGUGAGUGAUGCUCUUCAUAGACCUUUGGAUGUAGAUCGUGAUUCUAUUUUACCCUUAGCAGAUAUUGUGUAUAAGAAGACUCGAGGUAAUGCUUUUUAUACAUCCCAACUGCUAGCUACACUUGAGAAGAAGAAAAUGAUUUUCUUCAACUGGGAAGAAAAUGAAUGGGAUUAUAACCUGGCCGAUAUUCAACAAGUAAUUAUGUCCAAGGAUGGCGCUGAACGUGAUGCUGAGUUGGAUAUUAGCUUUUUAGUAAAUCGAUUAAAGGAAUUACCAUUAGAUGGUCAACGUUUGCUUAAAUGGGCUUCCUUUGUAGGUGAUACAUUUUCUUGGAAUACCGUCAAAUAUUUAAUGCUACAUUCAGAUCCUGAAUCAGAGUUUUCUGAUUCUGACGCAGCCAAUUCAGAAAUAAAUUCACAAGCAGUGGAUGAUGAUGAUAAUAGCUCAUCCGAGUCUAUGCACCAUAAAAAUAUUCAACAUCCAUUGAUCAAAUUUUCUAUGGCCAAUAAUGAAGCACAAUCUUCCUUAACAGCAUCAACAUCUAUCACGUCAAAAUCAAGUCAAAGAACACUUUUUCGAUCAGCUUCGCGUAAAUUGUAUAAUCCUAUCAAUGGUUUGCAAGCAGCUUUACAAGAGGGUUAUAUCUUACCACUUGAGAGUGAUGAGUUUAAAUGGUCGCAUGAUCGUUAUUCGCAAGCCGCUAUGGAACUUGCUAAUCCAAAAAGUAGGGAAAAGAUCCACCUUAAGAUUGCUAAAUAUCUUAUGCAAGAAGAGAAUGCUGAUAAUUUUCUUAUUGCUGACCAUUUGCUCAAGUCUAUGAAAUUGAUAUGUGUGUCAGAAAAUAAGGCAAUGUAUAGGAAUAUAUUAUACGAGGCAGGCAAUAAGGCUCGUGCAUCAGGUGCUCAUAAAAUGGCCUUCUCUUACUACAAAGCAGCCAUUUCUUUAUUAGAAUCUGAUUGUUGGGAAGGCGAAAAAUACAGCCGAACACAUUAUCUUUACACCAAUGCUGUUUCCCUCAGUUGGGUUGUCGGUGAAUAUGAAACAACUGAGAAAUACCUUGAGGCUAUUUUUAAACAUACAACGGAUCCUAUGGAUCGCGUAAUAGCCUAUCGUAUUCAGCACAAGUAUUUUUUCUCUCGACAAAUGCAUGAAGAAGGUGCUCAAUCUUUACGUAACUGUCUUCAAGAACUCAAUAUUGAUGACUUCAAUUUUAAUAUCACUCGUGAGGAACUUGAUAAACAGUACCAACUCGUGAUAGGCAUGAUUAAGGAGAUAGGUAUUGAAGAGAUGCGAAAAUUGAAUCUAUGUGAGGAUCCAAAGUUAAGAUCGAUUAUGAGUAUCCUUGAGGAGAUGUGCACAAGUGCAUAUUGGCUUGGCAAUCAAACUGAAAUGUUUUAUUAUGCUGUUAAAAUAGUUUAUUACUCACUGACUCAAGGUAUCUCAUCUGCAACAGGUGUGGCUUUGACAUUUUUGAAUCUUUGUGCUGUUGAAUUUUAUGAUGAAUACAGCUUUGGUGAGGAACUAGGUGCGGCAGGCGUUACGAUAUCCGAAAAAUAUGGUAGCAAUAACGAAAAAGGUCGUGCCCUCUGUCUCUAUAAUAUUUUUGGGCUUGUAUGGAAACACCAUCAACGUGAAUCCAUUGCUGCUUAUCGCCAAGCACUACGCUACUCAUUGUCAGCAGGUGAUCGUAUCUACGCUUCCUUUUCGCACUUGCAUAUAGUAGAUAUGCUGUUUUACAUAGGUAAUAAUUUAUCGGAUACACUAGCAGAAGCAGAAAGUUGUUAUGAUGAUAUUCAUAACUGGUCUUCAUCUGCUGAUAUCAAUAUCUUGAUCAUGAGUGUGAUUCGUACAAUUAAAGCAUUACAAGGUCAUACCUUUCAUAACACACCUGAGGAAAUCUUUAAUGGAGAUGAUGGUUUCUGUGACAGUCAUUUUAUUGCUGAAAGUUGUAAACAGAGUCCAAGUCCAAAUGUCCCCUUAAAUUGGUAUGAUUCUUUCCGUAUGCUGCCACUUGUACUAUAUGGACAUUACAACUAUGCUAUCGCUACAGGUUAUAUGUGUAUUCGUGGCAUGCACAAUCAUCCAUCUCAUCGACAUACUCGUAUGGUUGUUUAUCUACAUUCACUGGCUAUUCUUCAAAAGAUACGUGUAGAGCGAGAAGAACUAUCCCAGGAAGAAAUUAAUAUGUAUAUAGAACGUAUCGAGGCUAACCAAGCUAUACUGAGACCAUGGAUGGAACAUUCCCGCAUUAAUUAUGCUAUGUGGUAUACUUUAGUAGAGGCAGAGAAGGUAGCCACACUCUCCAACGAUUUGGCUAAAGCAGUUCGACUUUAUGAAGAUGCCAUUGAUCAGGCACGUGAAGGUGAUUGGUUUUUAGAGUUAUGUAUCUGUCAUGGAUAUCUUGGUGGGUUCUAUGAACGUUCCGGUUUAAAGAAUGCAGCUUAUGGUAUGUUAAGGAAGGCAAUUGACUUGUAUGUUCAUCAUGGAUCUUAUGGUAAAGCACAACAAUUAAGUACAAAAUACACUACCCUAUUGACAGAAUAUGAUGAUGGUCGUAUUGAAUCUCAUGACACUGGUGUCCAAACUGAUCCAUUUCCUUUCUUGGGUCCUCAAGGAACCUGGAGUACAUCUUCACUGGGUGCAGUCAAUACUGUUAAUGAACCGUUUGUAUCAGAAACAAUCCCCCCUGUUACAACUGAGCAAACAUUGCUUACUCUAGAUAUUCUUGAUAUGGCUUCUAUUCUUAAAAGUUCUCAAGUUAUUUCAUCCGAGGUCAAGUUUGACAGUUUACUUAAAUCGAUGAUGUCUAUCAUCUUGGAAAAUUCAGGCGCAGAUUGUGGAGCAAUUAUUGUUAAGGAAGAAAAAUACGGUAUGUGUGCUUAUGGUAGUCAGCAAGAGGGCUCUAUGACCUUUGAUCCUCCUCGUCCCCUUAUGGAUGAUGAUGAAUUAGUCUCAAGCCGGAUCAUUCAUCACACAAUUAACACUGGAGAAAGUAUUUUUAUUCAUAACAUAGAUCAAGAUGCAAGAUUUGCAGUGGGCCCAUGGUAUAACCGUGUUGGUAACAAAUCUGUCAUCUGCAUGCCCAUCACGCACAAGAGUGCUCUUGCCGGUUGUUUAUUCUUGGAGGGCUCAAGUGGCAUCUUUACUCAACGCCAUAUUACUGUCCUUAGCCUUUUAUGUCAACAAAUGGGUAUCUCUAUCACAAAUGCUUUCCUGUUUAAGUCUGUACAACGUGUGACGAUGGCGAAUAUGCGCAUGAUUGAAAUGCAAAAGAAGGCAUUAGAAGAUGCAAGAAAGAGUAAAGAGGCAGCCGUUCGUGCUACACGCCUUCGAGAAAUAUUUCUUGCUAACAUGAGUCACGAAAUCCGGACACCCUUUUCUGGAUUUUAUGGUAUGAUUUCACUAUUAGCAGAGACAGAAUUAGACCCUGAACAACGCGAUUUGGUGAAAACCGCAAAGGAAUCCUGUGAGAUCCUUUUACAGAUCAUUGAUGAUCUUUUAAAUUUCUCUAAAUUGCAAGCAGGCAAGGUAACACUAGAUUUAGCUCCUGUAAUAAUAGAAGAUUUGAUCGCUGAUGUGGUUGAGAUGCUGAUUGCUAUGGCUAUUCAAAAAAAUAUCAAUAUUGCCUAUAUGAUAGCUGAUAAUGUACCUACCGUUGUUAUUACUGAUGGAAAUCGUCUAAGACAGGUUCUGAUUAAUUUACUUGGUAAUGCUAUCAAGUUUACACAUGAAGGUGAAAUUCGAAUUAAAUGCUCUUUGGAUACAACAACAAAGAUUGCUUCAAACGAUCAAGUAGCAUUGCUAUUUGAAGUCAUUGAUACAGGUAUUGGUAUUAGUAACGAACAAAGAAAGGUCCUCUUUGAGCCAUUCUCUCAAGUGGACGGUAGUACAACACGCAAGUAUGGAGGCACUGGUCUUGGGCUCUCUAUCUGUCUUCAACUUGUUGAGCUCAUGUCUGGUUCAAUCAAUGUCUCUAGCGUCCCUGGUAAAGGAUCCGAUUUUUAUUUUAGCAUUCGAGUAUCAAAGUUUCAUUUGCAAGCUGGCGGUAAAAACCCUCAAAUUGAAUCCUAUUUUGAUGAGCGCAAAGUAUUACAUCAAUACUUAUCCUCACUCAAAGUGUUGGCUAUUUCCAGAUAUCCAGCUACAAUUGAUAUGAUUCGAUUUAUUUUAACAGGUAUUAGAGUAGAUGGUGCAAAUGAAAUAGAAGACUUUAAGAGAUAUUUAAAGCAAACAAAAUAUGAUAUUAUUAUUGUGGGACUUUAUAUGAAUCCAGAUAAUACCACUACACAACUAUCCAACUCUUGGCUUGAAGAGGCAAGCAUCAUCAAUAAAGAUUGUUUAAUCAUCAUCAUGAAUUAUCCUGCAGGUGGUUUAGUAAAUGGGAAAUCAGGCUUAAUUGAUCAUAUUUCGAACCAGAAGCUUUCUUGUAAAGCAAUUCGUAUGGCAGUACCUUUAAGACGACUUAAACUAUUAAGAACAAUUGGUGAAGUACUAGAUAAGAAAUUACCCAAACUUGUUCCCAACAAUACUCGACCAACGACAGCCAAACUUAUUACGGAUGAAGAACGAAACUUAUUCAGUACAAUGAAUAUUUUAAUUGCUGAAGAUAAUCCUGUUGCACAGAAAUUGUUAUUAAAGCAACUUACUCGACUUGGCUUCCAAGUUGAAUGUGCAAAUAAUGGGUUAGAGGCUGUAAAUGCAUGGAUCAAUCAUCCCGAAAGUUAUUUUACAAUGGCUUUCUUUGAUCAUCAUAUGCCAAAGUGCGAUGGUGUUGCUGCUACUAAAAAAAUUAGAGAGAUAGAGGAUGAAGAAAAACGAACAAGUCGACUUCCUAUUGUAGCCUUAACAGCUGAUGUUCAAGAAAGUGCAAGACAUAUAUGUAUCAAUGCAGGAAUGGACGGUUAUUUAACUAAACCAUUAAAUCAAAAAAUACUUGCUGAAUCAUUGAGAAAAUAUUGUCAACCUUCUUCAUCUAAUAAUGAUACAAGUGAAAAAGCAAAAUAACAGGUGUAUUCUCUUUAGUUUAUAUUUUCCCUUUUUGUACAAUAAUAAUUUGUAUUAUAUGCCGCCCCCCCUUUUUUUUUCUUUAGAUUUUUUAUUAUAAUUAUGUAAUAGCUAAGAUUAUAAGUAAUAAUGUAUGCAGUAAGCAAUAAAGUCACAAGCACGAGUUUAUAAUACACAAUAA
Messenger RNA from Cokeromyces recurvatus, 7547 nucleotides. RefSeq lists its product as uncharacterized. Gene Ontology annotation, molecular function: protein binding; phosphorelay sensor kinase activity; ATP binding. The transcript has 10 exons. The record is from RefSeq and is a predicted model, not a curated record. Lineage: Eukaryota; Fungi; Mucoromycota; Mucoromycetes; Mucorales; Mucoraceae. The coding region runs from base 185 to 7366 and encodes 2393 amino acids. Gene Ontology annotation, biological process: phosphorelay signal transduction system; protein phosphorylation.